Perca flavescens (yellow perch) is the source of this 1507-nucleotide messenger RNA. RefSeq names its product serpin peptidase inhibitor, clade A (alpha-1 antiproteinase, antitrypsin), member 10b (gene serpina10b). The record is from RefSeq and is a predicted model, not a curated record. Gene Ontology annotation, biological process: blood coagulation. Lineage: Eukaryota; Metazoa; Chordata; Actinopteri; Perciformes; Percidae. Gene Ontology annotation, molecular function: serine-type endopeptidase inhibitor activity. The coding region runs from base 130 to 1347 and encodes 405 amino acids. The transcript is spliced from 5 exons.
AGGCGGUGUGUCGUGGUUAAUAUGUAACGCUCAGAGCACACUUGCACUUUGUUUCCCCAAAUAAUAGAUGGAGCUUUCUGAAGCAAUCUUGAACAAGCUGAAUGGUUGUGCAACCAAACCUCUCAAAAUAUGGCGGUACACAAAAUGAAGAUGGGAUUUAUGUUUAUUGUAACCUAUAUGUGCUUCCUUGCUCCUGUCCACCAAGCGCACCUUCCAAGCGCCACCAUCUCAGACCUUUCCUUCAAAAAUAUGGACUUUGCCAUGAACCUAUACAGAAAUAUAUCCAGCUAUCAUGACAAAAACAUCUUUUUCUCACCUCUGAGCAUUUCCACCAGCUUUGCUGCUCUCUUAAUGGCUUCUGAUGGUGUCACACACGAGGAAAUACUGAAGGGACUCAACCUGGAGGAGCUGGAGCGGGCUGACCAGCCAGAACUUAUCCCAACACUCUUUCAACUCCUUCAUGAGGGAAUCGUACAGAAUGGAUCACUGAAACUGGACCAAGGCAUGGCCCUCUUUAUGCGCCAGCAGUUUGCGGUGAAGGAGGUAUUUAAAGGCCAAAUCAAGAGGUUUUUUGACGCGGACAUCAAAAGUGUAGACUUUGCGGACACAAAAGGGAGUAUCAGCUUCAUCAAUGAGUAUAUCAAGCACAAGACUGAAAACAAAGUGACCAAGAUGAUUUCCACCCUGGAUGCAACGACCCAACUCAUGUUGAUCGACACAAUUUUCUUUCAGGGAGCCUGGCAGAUGCCUUUCAACCACAAUUUAACUGAAAAUGCACCGUUCUACAUUGACAACUAUAAUAUUGUGCAAGUGCCGAUGAUGUUUUUAGAAGAUAAGUUCUACUCCAUGGAAGAUGUUCCUCUUGGUGCCAGGGUGCUGAAGCUACCAUACCAGGAAGGUGUUUCCAUGCUUAUCCUGCUCCCCAACAAAGGCAUGGACUACACUGUAAUUGAUGAUGGGAUCACUGCUGAGAGGUUCCUCAGCUGGAUCAAAAAGCUGCAGAAAAUCAAACUGGAGGUCAACAUGCCCAAAUUCAAGAUGGAGGAGUCAUAUUCCAUGCACGAUAUUCUACCAGACAUGGGCAUGGCCAGUAUCUUCAAUAAUCAUGCCAAUUUGACAAAGCUGAGUAAGGAAGAAGGCCUCAAAGUGUCUGAGGUGCUGCACAAGGCUGUGAUCGAGGUAGACGAGACAGGGACCACUGCAGCAGCUGCCACAACAACUGGCAUUAUUGCAUAUUCCUUACCCAGAACCUUCACUGUCAACAGACCAUUUUUCUUCUUCAUAUACCAUGAAGACACAAACUGUAUUCUGUUCAUGGGCAGGGUCAUUGACCCCACCACAAACUAGCAGUCAUGACUUUGCUGUUUGAUUCCUGAAGUGCUUGCACUUAACAUUGUGUAAGGCUAUUUUGAUGCAUUUUUUUAAUUUUAAAUUGAAAAUGCUUGUGCUGGUCUGUUCUGUAAGCCUACCUAUAUGUAUUAUUACCUAUUAAUAAAGAAUUUACGUU